AUGGAAACAUCAGGAGCGAGCGAUGAAGAGUUCUUUGAUGCAGCAGAAACAAAAGAAGAGCUUACCACACCAAUUAAGAGAACAUCAUCUUAUGGCUCCUUAAACGUACCAUCUGCUCAGAUUGAAAUCGACAUCACUCCUUUUUACUCCCAAACGGGGGCAAAAGACAGUGAAAAUAAGUCAAACCCUACUUCUCUUUCUCAGUACUCAACAGACCAGUCAUGCCCUAAAGAUUCAGAUCAAUCAAUGCUCUUCACGUGGUCUUCAAAAAAUUUCGUCAAAAAAAAUCGAAAGGACUCAUAUGAGUUCGCUGGAUUAGAAAUUGUCCAAGAAAUCACGAUAAAUCAAGACGCAGCUUAUAGAGCUUGAGUACUUAAAAUCAGUCCUGAUGGGAAAUAUUUAGCUGCAGCAGGGGAUGAUCCAGCAAUUAAAUUAUAUGAAUUUCGAUACCAAUUUAUGAAUGAAAAUUUUAAAUUGUUUAGUGAAGAGCCAGUUAAUUUAUUAGAAGGGCAUAAUCAGCCUGUUAUUGAUUUAUCAUGGUCAAAGAGUUCUACAUUCUUAAUUUCAGCAGGAGCAGACUGUAUGGUUUAUCUAUGAAGAAUUGGCAAUAAUGCCCCAGUUCUCGAAUUUAAGCACCCACAAAUUGUAAGUAGCGUAUGCUUUCACCCAGAAAAUGCAAAUUAUUUCUUAUCGUUAUUUGCAAAUUUUUGAACUUUACCACCUAAGUGUGGAAUUUUUUCCGCGUGUGAAAAGGUGAUUUCACGUGUGGAGCCCUUUUGAUUUCACAUGUGAAAUCACCUUUUCACACGCGGAAAAAAAUUCCACACUUAGGUGGUAAAGUUCAAAAAUCUGCAAAUAACGAUAACAGGCUGCUUUGACAGAAUGGUAAGAAUCUGAAAUAUCCCCAAUUAUUCUUUAGAAUGCUAUUAUCAAGCUCCCGAUUUUAUAACAGCAGCUACAUUUAGCCCUUUAGGGCAUUUUAUUCUUCUUGGUCUUUCUCAUGGGCAGUGUAUGAUAUAUGAGACUAAUUUUCAAGAAAUGAAACUUUCAUUUCUUACCCAAAUCCAAUGCAAAAACCGAAAAGGAAGGAAAAAAGAUGGCCGAAAAAUCACGGGGUUUGAUUUUCUAGAUGACCAGCAGUUUAUUGUAACCACAAAUGACUCAAGAAUCAGGCUUUAUAGUCUUGAAGAUUUCAAUAUAAAACAAAAAUAUAAAGGAUGCAAAAACGAAAAAUUUCCUUUAAAAGCAAGUUUUUCGCAUAAUAGUAUGCAUUUGGUAUCUGGGUCAGAAAACGGGAAAAUUUGUAUUUGGAAUACUUUUUGCAACUGGGUCCCGCGGGUGAACCCUAUAUUAAGUAGGAAAAAAUCAUAUAAAAACAGCAGCUAUGAGUCCUUUACUGUUGGGGACCAUAAAAGUGCAGCCCAUGGGGUUUUUGUGCCUGAAAUUGUUAUCAAGAAAGUGCAGCAAACAUUAUUAGAUACCGGAAGUGAUUUAAUAAUCAGCCACAUCUUACUUAUAGCAAAUGAAGGGAAGCUUAAAGUCUUAUUCAAUCAAUAUAAAAAUGUUAAAUGAUAA
Blepharisma stoltei is the source of this 1575-nucleotide messenger RNA. Lineage: Eukaryota; Ciliophora; Heterotrichea; Heterotrichida; Blepharismidae. The record is from the annotation of a GenBank genome assembly.